Clarias gariepinus (North African catfish) is the source of this 3770-nucleotide messenger RNA. Its product is annotated as GAS2-like protein 2A. Gene Ontology annotation, molecular function: microtubule binding; cytoskeletal adaptor activity; actin filament binding. The transcript is spliced from 6 exons. Gene Ontology annotation, biological process: actin crosslink formation; microtubule bundle formation; protein localization to microtubule plus-end. The record is from RefSeq and is a predicted model, not a curated record. Gene Ontology annotation, cellular component: stress fiber; cytoplasm; microtubule plus-end. Lineage: Eukaryota; Metazoa; Chordata; Actinopteri; Siluriformes; Clariidae. The coding region runs from base 66 to 2639 and encodes 857 amino acids.
UCACAACCAUGAAUGAGAUUUAAUCCAUUUUUAGACGUGGGUUUAAUCAGGCGCACGAUUUUACCAUGUCGGGAAUUGCGCACGCGUCAACGCAGAGCAUCCGACCUUAUAAGUCGUGUGAGGAAUACCUCUACGCGAUGAAGGAAGACCUGGCCGAGUGGCUGAACGACUUGUACGGCGUGGAAGUGACGGUGGAUAGCAUGGUGCAGGCGCUCGAGACGGGCGCGCUCCUGUGCGCUCACGCCAACAACGUGACGCGCGCGGCCGCCGAGUUCCAGCGCGAGCACCGCGGCACGCGAGCGCACCUGCCUGCCUCAGGGGUGACUUUCACGAGCUCGGCUCAACCCGCAACGUUCCUGGCUCGCGACAACGUGUCCAACUUCAUCAGCUGGUGUCGAAAUGAGAUGCACAUUAAAGACGUUCUGAUGUUCGAGACAGACGACCUUGUGCUGCGAAAGAAUGAGAAGAAUGUGGUGCUCUGCCUACUCGAGGUGGCUCGACGGGCCUCGCGCUUCGGCAUGGCCGCACCUGUGCUUAUACAGCUGGAGGAGGAGAUCGAGGAGGAGAUUCGUGAGGAGACCAGGGAGCCUGUGGUCCAGAGAUGCUCGAUAAACACUGAGAACGUGGAUGAGAUGGUUCAAUACCUGAUAAGUCGUUGCACUUGUCCCAGUCAGUUUCCCAUGGUGAAGAUCUCAGACGGCAAAUACAGAGUUGGAGACUCCAGCACUAUCAUAUUUGUGCGAAUCUUAAGGAAUCAUGUGAUGGUAAGAGUGGGUGGAGGAUGGGACACCCUGGAGCACUAUCUGGACAAACAUGACCCCUGCCGCUGCACAUCUCUCUCCCAUAAACUGGCUCAGCGCCCUGGCACGCCAGUCCAUGAGAUCAAAGCCAGGCACUGUGGGCCUGAUGGUCAGGCUACGUCUCAAAUCUCUUUGGUGCUGAGCCGAGCCCAAUCCCCCCUCGACCCUGUAGUCUGGACUCCUUCUGCUGCCACUAGAAUCCAGAGGUCAGAGCCAGGGCUCAGGAAUAGCCCCUCUCCUAACAAACUACGGGUCCCUUGCCGCUCUGACACUAAGGAAGUCAGGCUGAAGUCCACUACCCGAACAGGCAGAGAACCCAGUAGGGUAUCUCCAUCUCCACGUCUAUCCAGCAGUCUUCCACGCCCAACUCACUCGUCCACCCCAGUGCGACCAGAGACUCAGCGUCCGAGUACACCCUUGGUCUUGCAGAAGGUCUACAACCAGACCUUUCCUCCAUCCCAACAAGGGUCAAACAACAGACUUCGGAACAACUGGACUAAGUCGCAGAUUGUAUCAAAGCUGAGACAAAAUGCCACACCUGGGCCAAAGAACUACCAGGAAAUUCAAAACAUUCCAGAAAAGCCACUUUCAGCUCGGCAUUUCCAGUGUGUUACAGCAGUUCAAGGUCUCGCAACCAACAAAAACACUUUACUAAACCACCAAGACUUUCAAGCCGGCAGGAAUGCCAGAAAGAACCCAGGGUUCAUUCGGACAUUUUCCCCUACAAAAGGGCUAAUAGGUGUCAUACCACCAGGUGAUGGGCAUAAAAGGCCCCUUGCAUCAUCAGAAGAUUCACCUCAACCUACAGUACAUCAGGAAAACGAGAAUAGCCACCAAAAAUCUUCACAUCAUGACAGAAAGCAACAACCAGAGACCACUGUACUGAAUUCUGUCAUCAACAUAAGCAAGUCAGACUUCAACAGCACCAUGGUGACGCCAUCAGAAGCUGGUUCGGUUGUAAAUGCAGAAAACAAAUUUAGAAAUACAGACAGAAGCUUUCUCUAUACUCCUCCUCCAAUCAGUCCUGCUCAGGAGGCCAUUCUAUACCAGAGCCUUGAGGAGGAGAUCCUGUUUAAUCUAAAACAGCUUGGCAUGGACUCCGAUUCAGAGAUUGAGGAAGACGGUAGUGAGCCUGACAUUCCAAUGAUUUCUCCAGAGAAUUCGCAUGAGAUCAGAAAACCUUUUACCCACAACACAUGCUCUGGUGCAUCAUAUUCAUCCUCUGGAGAAACUAAUGCCAGAGAUGCUAUUUUUAAAGCUGUUAUUGCUGAGCUUUCCAAAGAGAGGAAGCCACUUGAGAAAGUAUCUAUCGAUGGUUGGAUUCAUUUCUCCAGAGAUCCCAGAGACGAGAAGCAAGAAAGACAGACUAACACAGAUUUAAGACAGUUGAGUGUUUCCAAACCCUCCAUGGCCAGUUCCUCGUCUUCCCUAGGCUCGAGCAUGGAUUCAAAAGAUUCUGCUGAACAGUCCAAGACCUCUGAAGUGAACAACUGUGGGACUGGGAAUAAGGAGAAGCCCCAGGUACCAUCCACAUGUCACAGGAGGUCCUUGAAAAAGCCAGAAAGAGUACCUUCCAUUUUUAAAUUGAAACUGAGACCUUGUGUCCGCCCCAGACGAGACCAUAGACCGGACAAGACACCUACAAAGAUCCCCAAACCACUUUGCUAUAGAAGAAGUCCAAGUCCAGAAGACACUCAGGACAAUUUGUCACUACAAAAUACUGUUAAUACUGUUUACUCCAGGAAAUCCUCUCAAACUAUAUCCAAAUUCAGUGCCACAAAGUGCAAAGCAGGGGAUCAGGAGAUUAUUGUUCAUCAGGAACUUGAAUUCUGGUUAUAAUUAUUGUCUUUUUAUAUUUAAAGGUAUAUUUUUGCUUUCAGUUUUGCUAUGUUUUGUAUCUUAGGAUCUAGCAGGGGUGAACUUAUUUAGGUAUGGGAUUUGGGUAAGAUCUUGAUCCUAACCCUAACCCUAUCCUCCCUUCUGGACGAGAAACCAGAUGGGUAUGGGUUUACUUGCAAUAGGAUGCCAAACCAUUAUGUUUCAACAUGUAUGGCUGAACCAGAACUCUAGACCUAAGAGUUUUGAGGCAACAGUACUACUGUACUUCAAGCACCCGCUGUGCUGCUUUGAUACUUUUAUCAUUUUUUACAUUUGCUUUAUUAAAUAAUGCUCUUAUUUGAAAUACCUGCUGAACAAAUUUAGCCGUUGCAGUUUGGCUGUGCAGGGAUUUAAGUUUCAAUCAGUAGCCCAAAGACUAAACAAGCACAUACCAAUUUCCCAGAAGGAAAAGCAGCAUGACAAAAAUGACUACAAACAUGUUUAGAAUUGUUUGGACCAUGCUUAGAAUUUCCACCAUACACAUGUUGACAUGCUUUGGCUUUAUCAAAUAAGCACUUUUUUUCCUCAGGCAGAUGGAAACUGGGAGGCUUGCAGAAAUAGAAAAGCACACACUGUAUUAUUGUUCACAGUCAGUUGCUUCACAGCUGAGCCUUAAUGCGAAAUUACUCACAGACAAUAGACAAAGGUUUCCCUAUUAAAAUCUAUAUUAGUCCCAACUAAUCGACCAUCAGUGGUGAGUGUAUGUACAGUACAGGCUUCUUUGUUUAUCCACAAAACAACAUUAAAUAUAGCGAGAGACAGCCUUAAUUUCACACUGGUGUGUUCCUACUGAGGUUAUUCUUAGCCGUUUUUGUUUCCUUAUCGUUUUUGCAAGUCACCUUGCGGCCUUGUUUUUGCCAGUGCAGCCUUUAUAAAUAAACCCUAGUGUAAGUCUGAGGCUAUUUAUAGUCUCCUUGAAACUGCAGUCUAUAACACCAGAGCAGCUGCACCGAGUGAAUGUCUCUCUCUCUCUCUCUCUCUUUUUUCUUUCUCCAAAUUUCUCACAGAGGGGAGGACAAUUUCAGACCCCUCAUGAUUAUCUGUAGGCAUGAAAAUUGGUCUGAUGUGGACAAAGCAGGUCAAAAACCAUUC